Molecule: messenger RNA, 2632 nt
Organism: Stegastes partitus (bicolor damselfish)
Lineage: Eukaryota; Metazoa; Chordata; Actinopteri; Pomacentridae
Gene: hccsb
Product: holocytochrome c synthase b
Exons: 9
Coding region: 100-975 (291 amino acids)
Biological process (GO): cytochrome c-heme linkage
Cellular component (GO): mitochondrion
Molecular function (GO): holocytochrome-c synthase activity
Source: RefSeq, a predicted model, not a curated record
CGGUGCGUGACGCCUCGGUUGUGUCCCGCACGUUGACAUUGGGACGGUAACCUGCCGGAGGACCGCUGCUCGGCUCGCUUCCCAAACAGACAGGUCAGGAUGGGAGCCUCCGUGUCCACACCUGCUGCUCCCACGGUCAGGGCAGAGGCCAUGAUGGCCGCCCCGCCUCAGGGCUGCCCCAUGCACCAGGAAGCUCAGCCCGUCAAAGUGUCGCCACCUUCAGAGUGUCCCAUGCAUCAAGCUCAGCCUGUUGCAGUGUCGCCACCUCCAGAGUGUCCAAUGCAUCAAGCUCAGCCUGUCAAAGCGUCGCCUCCAGCAGAAGCAGGUCCAGUCCACCAAGACCGGGCCUACGAGUUUGUGGAGUGUCCCAUGAAGGGUGCAACGGCGGGCAUGAAGAACGACAUCGAUCCGGCAAAUAUGAUGCCUCCUCCCAACCAAACCCCAUCUCCAGACCAGCCCUUCGCCCUGUCCCUGUCCAGAGAGGAGUCCACCAUUCCCCGUCACGGUGCAGAGAAGAACUGGGUUUACCCUUCUGAGCAGAUGUUCUGGAACGCCAUGCUGCGGAAGGGGUGGCGCUGGCGUGACGAUGACCUCGCCGCUCAAGACAUGACCAACAUCAUUCACAUUCACAACCGGAACAACGAGCAGGCCUGGCAGGAGAUCCUGAAAUGGGAAGCUCUGCACGCAGCUGAAUGUCCAUGUGGGCCAACCUUGAAGAGGUUCGGUGGAAAGGCCAAAGAGUUCUCGCCCAGGGCCCGCGUCCGCCACUGGAUGGGCUAUGAACUGCCUUUUGACCGCCACGACUGGAUCAUCGAUCGCUGUGGGAAGGAGGUCCGCUACGUCAUCGACUACUACGACGGUGAAAUCAACAAGGAGACCUACCAGUUCUCCAUCCUGGACGUACGCCCUGCCUUUGACUCUUUAGAUGCUGUGUGGGACCGCAUGAAGGUGGCCUGGUGGCGCUGGACCUCCUAGAGGCUCCCACACAACCUGGUCACAAACAUACACAUACAAAGACUAGUCCACUGUUGUUCCUCAUUUCAGCUCUCUGCAACACGUGUGCUUGUGUGAAAAGAAGCAAACAAGACCCAGAAAAUAAACAGAGCGACUGUUAGCGUUAGCAGAAGCUCACACAGUCAGGCUGAGUGAGCGCGUUUCUGAACACAAUCUAAUUUCAGGCUUUGUAGUUCACAGCUUUAUAAAACAGCUUCUCAAACUUAGUGGAAGUGUUUGUCUAACAGGUCACAUGUGAGUCAACCCGCUCAGCUGAGCCCCAUCGUUCUGCUCAGUCCUGAAGAGCAAACGGUGGCGUUCAUACGUUCUGUGUCUCUGGAGGGAGUGUGAGAAGCAACCCUAAUAAUAUUAUAAUUAUGGCUGUUAUCAGAGCAACAAAGGAGUCCUCCAGCCUCUAACUUCUGGUCUGUGUUGACUGACACCUGCUGCCUGGGAUCAGCUACAGGUCCAGCUAGUGGACUGAGUGGCUACCAGCCAGGAACAGAGACCAGAAGUUAAAGGGCAAAUAAAAGAAGGUACACAUGGGAACAGGGGUGGGUACGUUGUGUGUACCAUGUGGGAGGAGGGACUCAAUGAAACCCUGUCAGCUGUGAAGUCUAUGUCACUGUUUGGACCUCGACGGUUUUGCUCCUUUUCAUUUCAUCCAUGUAGGUAGAAUCCUAAAUGAUCUGCGGCCCCUUUUAGGUUGAGAGAGAUGACGUGGAGUUGUUAAAUCAACACGUGUUUGGGUCAGUGUUUCACUGUUAGAGGUUUCUUCUCUCCAGCUUCAUCUGGUGACACUGACAAUAAAACAGAAACCCUGAUUAGAUUAAUCACAUGGAUUAAAACGGUUCUUGUAGUUCAUCUGGAAUGAAUCUACCUUAGAAACUGGUUUAAAAAUGUUUUGCUUAAGAAGAUAUAUUUUUCUUUGGACAAGUGUGGCUUAUAUUUGUGUACACUGGUCACACAGCUAUGGUCCUGAUAUGCUCCUAAUCACUCCGCUGGAAGGCUCUGGGUGUGUUGAACCUGGCGGUGAGUUGGGGACAUAAAGAUGCCUUCAUGGCUACACAGUGACCUGUUCUGCAAACCGACUCCCUUCCACCAGUCUGACUCGUUGGCGCUGUGCAGCGACUGCUGUGGCCGUCCACCCUGCUGGGGACGGUCUGGUGGAUUCCUUUGAGAGCUGUGUGUUGGGUUAUGGGCGUGUUCUGUAGACAAACAGGGUAUAUUGUUAGGAUGUCGGCCCUGCUGCCCCUCACCAACCCUGACUUUCUCAGUUGGACAUGUGGCAGAAGACAGUAGGUGAUCAGGAGAUGAAUGAAAAGGCGUCUGAUUGGCUGAAGUUCUUCAUCGUUAUGUUUUGCAGCAUUCUUCACACGCCGUAGUGGAUAAUUUCAGAACUGGAAUAGUUUGAAAUAUUUAGUGUGACAUUUCAGAUGCAUCUUCUUCAGAGCAGACAAAUGGUUUGGGUGGGCUGCUAUCCAUAUUUUUAUUUAUUGUUGGAUGAAUAAAUGUGCAACCUGUUUCUGUGGCCAGACAGAAUCUCAGUGCUUCUGUUUUCAGAAAGUGUUCUUGUGUCUAAAAAGAUAUUUUACUUGUUUAAAACCUCUAUUAAAGACGGUCUUCUUCUGCCUCUGAA